AUGUCUCAACUUAUUGCUUCAAAAGGAUUAACUGGAAUGUAUGCGGAUUUGUUGGAUUUUUCUAAUGAACACAUUUAUGAAGCAAAUUUACCAAUUUUGAUUCAUUGUCAACAUGGAAAAGAUCGUACUGGUUUGAUAGUUGCCUUAGUUCUUUCCAUUUGUGGUGUUGAUGUUGAAACUAUCGCUCAAGAUUAUGCAUCCUCUCAAAAGGGUUUAGCCAGUAUAUAUUCAUCAAUAGUCGAUGAUUUAAAAAAAAUAGGAUUAACAGAAGAAUUUGCCAUUGUACAUCCUGAUGCUACUUCAAAAAAACAAAAAAAUAAGCAAAUUAGUAAAAAAGAAAAUAUUAUUAAAGAAUUUCAAACUCUUGUUAAAGAACAAACUAUGUCUAUUAUUGAAGCAAUAAAUUAUUAG
Molecule: messenger RNA, 411 nt
Organism: Scutellospora calospora
Lineage: Eukaryota; Fungi; Glomeromycota; Glomeromycetes; Diversisporales; Gigasporaceae
Source: the annotation of a GenBank genome assembly